Molecule: messenger RNA, 4755 nt
Organism: Mobula hypostoma (lesser devil ray)
Lineage: Eukaryota; Metazoa; Chordata; Chondrichthyes; Myliobatiformes; Myliobatidae
Product: ras-related protein R-Ras2-like
Exons: 6
Coding region: 115-720 (201 amino acids)
Biological process (GO): Ras protein signal transduction
Cellular component (GO): plasma membrane
Molecular function (GO): GTPase activity; GTP binding; GDP binding
Source: RefSeq, a predicted model, not a curated record
UAUGGCAGGGGACGUCGGAGUUUGUGUUUGAGCCCAACCCCAGAAGCAGCGGCCCCGGUGUCCCGGCUUCGCUCUGCCCCGCUUCCCCUAACUUGGCUUUCGUGUGCCGGGAUAAUGAGCAAUAAAGACGGUGGUCCUCAGGAGAAAUACAAACUGGUGGUGGUCGGAGGCGGCGGUGUAGGCAAGAGUGCUCUUACUAUUCAGUUCAUCCAGUCUUACUUUGUAUCUGACUAUGACCCCACGAUUGAGGACUCUUACACGAAGCAGUGUGUCAUCGAUGAUCGGGCUGCGCGACUAGACAUUCUGGACACUGCUGGCCAAGAGGAAUUUGGUGCGAUGAGGGAACAGUACAUGAGGUCAGGCGAGGGUUUCCUUCUCGUCUUUGCCAUCAACGAUCGGGGAAGCUUUGACGAGAUCAGCAAGUUCCACCGGCAGAUUUUGCGCGUGAAAGACAGGGACGAGUUUCCCAUGAUCCUCAUUGGCAACAAGGCUGACCUCGAACACCAGCGACAGGUGACAAAAGAAGAAUCUGACAGUCUGGCCCGGCAACUCAAAGUAACCUAUCUGGAGGCCUCUGCCAAAAUACGGUUGAACGUAGAUAACGCAUUCCACAAUCUCGUGCGAGCGAUACGGAAGUUCCAGGAGCUUGAAAGCCCCCCGAGCCCACAGCCCAAGCCCACGAAGGGGGAAUCUAACGGUUGUCCAUGCGUCCUCCUGUGAGCCCGACUUUGCCCCCUUGGCGCGAGUUGGCUUUGCUUCAAGCCGGAGCCUCGGGACAUCCGCUCCUUUUGUCUUCCUCCACAGCAUCUGCCGACGCCCCCACCCCACUUCCCCCCCCCACCCUCUGGAACCCAGUGACCAUCGUGGAACAGCUAAAGAUCACCCUCCCUCACCUUGCCCACCAGCUCAGCAAUGGCACUCUGCGAGUGGCUCUGUUGAGUGGGUCCACGUUUGCUGCUUGGGAGACCGUGCCCGGUGACUGGUUCAAUCCGUUUCCAAGCAGACAUCUCUUUCUAUGGGGUGAUGGUGGUGGUGGUUUGGGGGGUGGGGGUGGUGGGUGGGGAAUAAGGAAUAUCUCCAGUGACCUAUUCCUUUCUGAGUGGCUGGAAUACAGGGGAAUUCCUCUGGGAAUAUGAAGCCAGGAAUGCUGGAGAGGGUGGGGGAUUUUUUUUUUUGUAACUGUUAGGGGAAGGUAUUAGGGGUCGGAGGAGAGAUGUACCAAGGUCAACUUUGUCCUACUGUAAUUGACACUACGGGUCACUUGUUGCUUUAAACCUUAUUGUCUUUCUCAAAGGGGCUUUGCAUGUUAACCCUACAAGACCUUGAUGUUCAGGAAGUGAGGAAUAGGUCACGAGGCCCACAAAGCAUUGGCAUUGGCUGCUGUGGGUCUCUGCUUCCUUUGCACAACAGAUCGAAGUGACAAGAAACCCCCCCCCGGCUGGUGGGGAAUCGAGAAUAGAGGACAUGAGAUUAGGGUGGGGGGGGGGGAGAUUUAAUACGAAUUUGAGAGGCAACUUGUUUCGCCCACAAGGCGGUCAGUUUAUGGAGCGAGCUGGCUGAGGCAGGUACAUGAACAAUUUUUAAAUGGAACUUGGGCAGGUACGCGGCUGAGAGCAGGGUGUUCCCAGUCUGGGGUCCAUGGACCUUUUGCUCAGUGGAAUGGGUCCCAGUUGAGGGAGCCCCUGGUUUAGAGGGAUGUAGGCCAAGUGCAGGCAAAUGGGAAUGGAUGAGGUGGGAAUCUUGGUCAGCGUGGGUCAGAUGGGCUGAAGGGCCUGAUGCCAAGCUCUGUGACUCUAUGGCCACCCUAGUGCUGAGGACCCUGGCAAGACUAACUGUUUUCAUUUCGGCACAUGAUCUUGUGUAGUCGAGGUGGGGUUACACUAACAGGUUUGGUAUAUGACUGGGGCAGUGUGGAGAGUUCUACUGUUCAACCACAUGACCCAAUGGAUGGCACCUGUUCCCCAACACCUCUGCUUGACAGGACAGUAGGAUGGUUACUAUCAAUUGCUCCCUCGUUGGAUAAGGCCUGUGCCAAGAGAAGUAGUCCCUUUUUGGACCAACUUCACUUCUCCGGAUAUAGAGUGCCUGCUCCUGGUCACUGUCGCAAAGUUGCCUCGAAGAUUAUUGUAAUGGGGAAUGAAUUGUUAUCCAGGGUGAUUGACACUUGAAGUUGCCUCUAAAGCUACAGAAGGCCUCUGGCUUGGUUACAGUAAGGGGUGAGGAGCAACAUUCUCUCUAAUUUAUUUUUAAACAGCUGUGUGGACCAACCGUUGCUCUAAGCAGGAAAUUUUUACACUGCCUGAACACUGCGUGGCACUUUAAUAAAACAUUACGUAUAAGAAAAUUACAUGAAAUUGCGCGGCAACGACGGCUAUGUACAUGGAAGCAUUGUGGUUACUGUGCGGCCGUGUAGCUUAGAGGGAACAGUGGUGAAGAGCUGGACAAAGGCUAAGGUGACAGUGUUGAUCCAUGACCAUAGCAUUCCUCUGGUCCCGGAAUUCUGUCAUUCCUGGUGCUUGUCAAGUGGGAUUCCCGCUCCCGCUACUGCCAUCCGUAGCUGCGGUCAGAAUUUCCUGUUGAGACUGUAAACAGGACAGGCCAAUUGCUACCCAAGUGCCUGAUGUCUUUCUACAACAUUGGUCAUUACAGGAUUCUGCAGAUGUUUCCAGCUCUCAGUUUCCCAUCUCGCCCCCAUCCUUCAUGUGCCAUUCCUUGGGAUUUGCAAGCCCCCUUUUGUACCCAUUUCUAAUUGCAACUGCCUUCCUGGACGGAAUUAACCUACUCCUGUUGUACACCAGCAUUGGGCUUCACAUUGGCUGCCCCUGGGUGUGUGUGCAGACUCCAGUGACCAUUCGCAUUAUCAUUUCCCUCCCUUAGCAUCCGACAGAGACAAGAAUGUUGACAUGAGGGGCCAGGAUUAGGAGGCUGGGGGAGGUGUGUGUGGAAUUGUCCCAAUGCAAACUUCUACAUUCCCACAUUUCCAGCCUUUAACAGCCCCUUAGCAGAGCAUCUUGACAUCUUAUGAGCUUCCCUGUUGAUUCAUGUUCUUGCCAAGUUGUACAUUUUGUUCCGAGUCUCCCUCCAGUGUUGUCCAAUUGCUGACUUGCCUGUGACUAGUUGGGGAUGUCUGGGUGUGGCUAAUUCCAUUCCUGAUUGGUCAGUGAAUAACAGGCCACUUGAUUGGUGCUGCCAUCACCGUGCUCGCUCCCCCGGUGAACAGUGGGCCUCCUCCACUGUGUCACUGGCCAAUUCCCGUACUUCCCGCAAGCUUUCUGGGCUCACCGGAAAGCCAAUUACCUGUCCUGCCCAGGUUACGCCAGACUUCUGCUCCAGAGAAUCCCUCGUAAUCUGAAGAGUUCGUAAGUCUGAAAUGCAGCUGUUUCGCUCGGUUAUUCUGAUUUCUCCAAGAUGAAAUGAUAUAUUUUUCAAAUUUUACUGAGAUACAGCGCGGAAUAGGCCCUAUCAGCCCUUCGAGCAAUCCCCCAAUUCAAUCUUGGCCUAAUCACAGGACAAUUUACAAUGACCAAUUAACCUACCAACCAGUACGUCCCUGGACUGUUGGAGGAAACCCACAUGGUCACGAGGAGAAUAUACAAACUCCUUGCAGGCAGCAGCAGGAAUUGAACCUGGGUCGUCCGCACCGUAAAGUGCGGUGCGAACCGUAUUGUCACAAACGUAUCCCUUCCGGGAGAAGGCCCCUGAGGGAAAUGGCAAAGCUGUCGCAGAGGUCUCCCAAACACUCCCUUGAAUGCAUGGGCUGUACAUGUUGGGUGUUUGGAGCCUGUUUUCCAUUUACACCAUCUCAAACAGUAAGGGUGCAGGAUAUAAAUCCAUUCUGGCAUCUCCACAGUCCUGAGGGUGCUCGAUUACCAUAAUUUCAUGAUGCUUGAUGAUUGAUAGCCAAAGAUUUUGAUCAUUUCACUGUUCUGUUUGCUUUGGGAUGUCCUGGGUGCUUGGGUGAAGUAGAAGAUGGAUCCCGCUAUUUAUGUGGUUGUAACAAUGAGGGAUUCUUUUCUCCCCCCCCCCCUUUUACUGGGCAACACAGACCAGAAUGCAAUGCUCACCGCAGACCAUAGGCGCCAUUGUACACUGGGAUUGGCCAGUCCACUGCUCGACCAUGCCAGUCUGUUCCUCGGCAAUACUCCACCAGUCAAUGCAGACCAGAGCUGGCGUGUCACCUCCCAGCCCUGGAAAGUGAUGUUUGAGGGUAUCUUUCCUGAAGGUGCUCCUUGGAGUCUUGCAGAGAUUUGGUUGAAGGGUUGAAAGUUCAAGGUCAAGAAGAGGAAGCCCCAGUCCCAAAGGAAUAAAGAUAUCAAACUCUGUCCGCUUCCCUUCUGUGUCCGGGACCUUCUGCCCGAAGUGAACACCAUCUUGUGGUGGGAUGUACCAGUCAAGUCUUCUAUAGUAUUUUGGCACUGGAGGGGUAAAGCAUUGACUUGUGUUCACUGUCGAGCAGUUAAAAGUAGCUUUUGUGCCUAACCCAGGGCUGGCCACAAAUUGCAAGAAGGUGCCAGCUUUGGGACUUACGUGACUUUCUGACCUCCUCAACUCCACCUCGCCAUCUGUUUCCCAGUUCUCCCCAGCACCAUUGACCACCCGAACUCUUUUAAUCAUUCACCUUUAACUAUUGUUAGGUUAGGCUUAUGAUGUACAGUUAGGGGUACAUUUUGUGUUUAUAUUGGAGCAGGGACUGUCUCCAGCACAGCUGGGUGUGCUAUCUCACUGUAAAUGUUCAUUCAAAGUCAUUAAAGUACG